CUACUGAUGCGAAAUUCCAAGAAGAAUCUAAAUUAGUGACUUCAAUGUUUCCUAAUUGUGCAACACGAUCACAACACAGAAAUACGCUUGGGAUUUAGUCUAAUUGCAUUCCGCAAAUGGCGAUUGUGUGACUCCGUGACUCAUGAUAGCAUGAACAGUACUCAAACUGUACUUGUGAGUUGAAUUUGGAAGAGAAAUAAGUCGUGGCAUUGCCUGMUUGUCGGUUUACUAAUGAACUUUCCGAACAUUACUCAUCUUUAAAGAAUGAUGCAGUAGAUGUAGAUAUCAUUACCUCAGGUCACAUAAUGCAAGCAUGUUUCUUGUCAAGAGCAUUCGAGUCAGUAAAAAGUAUCUUCUCUUGGCUGUAGUUAUCUCUAUUCUCUUUUCACUACAUUUCUACCUUUUACCAAUUGCUAAUGGAGCGUACAACAGAGAAUGCUACCUUAAGGACGAGGACUUCGCAAAUUUACGCUAUGCAGUACAAAAGAUUGGACAGACCAUGACAAAACAUAACGUUACAUACUGGUUAGAUUAUGGGACAUUAUUGGGUGCAGUGCGACAGAAGGACAUAUUACCAUGGGAUGGCGAUGCUGACAUUUCAUAUCUACUUACUAGUGAUAAUGCUGCAUUUCAUAAAGAACUCUUUGAAAGAUAUGGCAUUAAUUCUAACUCUUUAAUAGCCUCUUACAAAGGACUUACUAUUGACUAUGUGAGGUGGAAAUCCAAAAAAGGACAGUGGGAUGGAAAAGAAACUACCCUACUCUUUAAAUAUUAUCCURAUUCUGUUUUAAAAAAUGAAAAUGUUAUAGUUUUACAUAGUCACAAACUCCAGACAUUCCCUAUGUCRUGGGUGGAACCUCGAAAAACAAUUGAUUUMCAUGGUGUGAAACUAUUUGUUCCUAAUAAUCCUAAGGAAUUUUUAAAACACAGAUAUCUCUUUACAUACUCUUUAGGACUUUCAUUUCCAUACAAGUGGAAGUGUUGGGUGCCUUGUUGGCUUAGGAAAGCUAAGGGUUGCUCUAUGACGUGACAUCCCCCAUGCACAAAUUUCCAAAUAAUAUAGAUUUAUACUAAAAGUACAGACUGCCAUGAAUAUGUUUUCAGCUGUUAAACACUAGUUUCUAUUUUUCUAAAAGCAAAAUCUAUUUAUUUAGUGCUAUUUAAUAAAACUAAAUACGCUAAGGACCAGGUUCAGUCAUUUUUUAAGUUUGAGUAUUUUGACCUCUGAAUUUAUUGACACCUCAUGGAUUUUGUUCAGUUGGACAAACAUAUUAUAACCCAGAAAUGUCAAUUGGUUCRGACUACAAACUGCAAAUGUCUAAACUGGGCCUUAGUGUUUUUCACAUCAGAUUUGUAAAAAAAUCCUAACAAAUAAGUACUUUUUGCAAUAUUAAUAUAAACUAAACUAUUUUAUGCAAACAAUAAAAAUUAUUAUUUUUUGA
Messenger RNA from Exaiptasia diaphana, 1442 nucleotides. RefSeq lists its product as uncharacterized. Lineage: Eukaryota; Metazoa; Cnidaria; Anthozoa; Actiniaria; Aiptasiidae. Gene Ontology annotation, cellular component: Golgi apparatus. Gene Ontology annotation, biological process: protein O-linked glycosylation via mannose. The transcript is spliced from 3 exons. Bases 314 to 1030 code for a protein of 238 amino acids. The record is from RefSeq and is a predicted model, not a curated record.